AUGUGGAUAAUCAGUAAAAAUAAGACUGUUGGUGAUAAACCUUCAUAUUUAUGUAUAGAUGGAACAAAGAAGCAGACAAUUCUUUUUAAAUUUAAUUACGACUAUGUGUUUGGUGAGAACUAUGGAAGUGGAAGGUAUCUCUUCACUGCCAACUCGGCAAUAACGUACAACAUGGCGUUAAAAAAUCCAUCAAACGGCACAGUUUCAUACAUCCAGAAAUUAGUGUGCAACCGAAAUGGAGUUAUCAGGUAUUUGUUAUUCGACACUGGGUAUGCGGGGGUAACAGAUAACACGGAGUGCACAUGCAAGCCAACAACAACUUCAGUCACAAACGAUUACAACUUCAAUUUCCCGGAUUGCAGAUACAAUUCAACUGCAUUUGAUUUGGAUUUAAGUAUGUUGAGUGGCAACUCGAUAAGUGUUACAAUCUCUCCAACAGCAAAUGUGUGGUAUUCAGCAACAUUUGGUGCAUCAAAGGCGUACACAGUUACUCCGUUACCAACAAACACAGAUGGAAUCACAUUCACUGAACUCACAAUUGAGAGUGAAAAGGCCGUCACUUUUGAGAUGAAAUGCACAGUCAAAACACUCACAAUAAAUUCA
Entamoeba invadens IP1 is the source of this 603-nucleotide messenger RNA. RefSeq names its product CXXC-rich protein. Lineage: Eukaryota; Evosea; Mastigamoebida; Endamoebidae. The annotation marks the transcript as partial. The record is from RefSeq and is a predicted model, not a curated record. The transcript has a single exon.